Messenger RNA from Trypanosoma cruzi, 1062 nucleotides. Its product is annotated as myosin heavy chain, putative. Gene Ontology annotation, cellular component: cytoplasm; actin cytoskeleton; myosin complex. The transcript has a single exon. Gene Ontology annotation, biological process: vesicle transport along actin filament; actin filament organization. Lineage: Eukaryota; Euglenozoa; Kinetoplastea; Trypanosomatida; Trypanosomatidae. Gene Ontology annotation, molecular function: ATP binding; actin filament binding; microfilament motor activity. The record is from RefSeq and is a predicted model, not a curated record. The annotation marks the transcript as partial.
AUGGAAGUGGGCAGUAGCGAUGGGAUGAGACCGUCUUUGAUUGGCCAGAUGGUAUUUUUUUUCCACCCUAUUCGGGCUUGGGAGCUGGCUGUGGUUGCGAGCAUGGAGGAGCAGCAUGACGGGAAAAUGGCAACUGUCCGUUGCAAGUCCGGCGAGACUUUCAGUGUUCCGGUGACUGCGGACUUUCUUUUUUUUCCAACCACCCCGGGGGUUUUUGACUCCUUUCCAGACGAUCUCCUGGAGAUGCCCGAACUGCAUGAUGCGCUCCUACUUCAUGUGCUGAGGAAUCGGCAUGCCAGGGAUCUAACGUACAUGCGCAUUGGAGAAAUGGUGCUUUCAGUGAAUCCCUUCAAGGUCAUUGCGUCACAGGCGGAUAAUUGCAUGGAAUUGUAUCUUGAUCACCUCGACACGGCAAAGCUCCCCUCAGGCCUCCCUCCUCAUGUCUGGAGUGUGGCACAUCGAGCAUAUGUGGAGAUGCGUGCACGGCAGGCAAACCAUUCCAUUAUUGCUUCGGGGGAAAGUGGUAGUGGGAAAACCGAAGCGUGCAAAAAGAUGCUGAAGUAUUUAUGUGCGGCGUCUGAGCGUGUGGCAACAGAUGUAGCUGUGAGCCAGCGUAUGCAACGCAUCAGUGAAAAGGUACAGAUGAGUAGUGUUGUGAUGGAAUCGUUUGGAAAUGCCAAGACUGUGAAGAAUGACAACAGUUCACGGUUUGGUAAAUUUAUGGAGGUUCAGUUUGAUGCAGACGGGGUUAUGAUGGGUUUGCGUGUCACACCAUUUCUGCUGGAGCGCUCACGGGCCGUCACGUGUGGGGCAGACGAACGUGUGUAUCAUGUCUUUUAUCAGCUGGUCGCCGGAGCUGACGGGGCCAUGCGGGAGAGGCUUCGACUUGGCGAUGCUCGCAGUUUUGUGUUGUUGGGCAAAGGCGGGUGCCUCUCACUGAAGAACAACGGCAUCGAUGACGCUAGGGACUUUCAGGUUCUGCAGGCGGCACUGACGAGCAUCGGGUUUUCCGAGGAGGAGCAGGACACACUGUGGGAGCAUUUGUGGGAUCCAUAUUGCACC